Piliocolobus tephrosceles (Ugandan red Colobus) is the source of this 2130-nucleotide messenger RNA. It is a transcript of the gene TRIT1, whose product is annotated as tRNA isopentenyltransferase 1. Gene Ontology annotation, cellular component: mitochondrion. The coding region runs from base 10 to 1413 and encodes 467 amino acids. The transcript has 11 exons. Gene Ontology annotation, molecular function: tRNA dimethylallyltransferase activity; zinc ion binding; ATP binding. The record is from RefSeq and is a predicted model, not a curated record. Lineage: Eukaryota; Metazoa; Chordata; Mammalia; Primates; Cercopithecidae. Gene Ontology annotation, biological process: tRNA modification.
UGCCACAAGAUGUCGUCCGUGGCGGCUGGACGAGCAGUUCCUGUGGGCCGUGGGCUCCGGGGCCUGCAACGGACCCUACCUCUUGUAGUGAUUCUCGGGGCCACAGGCACCGGCAAAUCCACGCUGGCGUUGCAGCUAGGCCAACGGCUCGGCGGUGAGAUCGUCAGCGCUGACUCCAUGCAGGUAUAUGAAGGCCUAGACAUCAUCACCAACAAGGUUUCUGCCCAAGAGCAGAGAAUCUGCCGGCACCACAUGAUCAGCUUUGUGGAUCCUCUUGUGACCAAUUACACCGUGGUGGACUUCAGAAAUAGAGCAACUGCUCUGAUUGAAGAUAUAUUUGCUCGAGACAAAAUUCCUAUUGUCGUGGGAGGAACCAAUUAUUACAUUGAAUCUCUGCUCUGGAAAGUUCUUGUCAAUACCAAGCCCCAGCAGAUGGGCACUGAGAAAGUGAUUGACCGAAAAGUGGAGCUUGAAAAGGAGGAUGGUCUUGUACUUCACAAACGCCUAAGCCAGGUGGACCCAGAAAUGGCCGCCAAGCUGCAUCCACAUGACAAACGCAAAGUGGCCAGGAGCUUGCAAGUUUUUGAAGAAACAGGAAUCUCUCAUAGUGAAUUUCUCCAUCGUCAACAUACGGAAGAAGGUGGUGGUCCCCUUGGAGGUCCUCUGAAGUUCUCUAACCCUUGCAUCCUUUGGCUUCAUGCUGACCAGGCAGUUCUAGAUAAGCGCUUGGAUAAGAGGGUGGAUAACAUGCUUGCUGCUGGGCUCUUGGAGGAACUAAGAGAAUUUCACAGACGCUAUAAUCAGAAGAAUGUUUCGGAAAAUAGCCAGGACUAUCAACAUGGUAUCUUCCAAUCAAUUGGCUUCAAGGAAUUUCACGAGUACCUGAUCGCUGAGGGAAAAUGCACACUGGAGACUAGUAACCAGCUUCUAAAGAAAGGUAUCGAGGCUCUGAAACAAGUAACUAAGAGAUAUGCCCGGAAGCAAAACCGAUGGGUUAAAAACCGUUUUUUGAGCAGACCUGGUCCCAGUGUCCCCCCUGUCUAUGGCUUAGAGGUAUCUGAUGUCUCGAAGUGGGAAGAGUCUGUUCUUGAACCUGCUCUUGAAAUCGUGCAAAGUUUCAUCCAGGGCCGCAAGCCUAUGACCACUCCAAUAAAGAUGCCAUACAAUGAAGCUGAGAACAAGAGAAGUUAUCACAUGUGUGACCUCUGUGAUCGAAUCAUCAUUGGGGAUCGCGAGUGGGCAGCGCAUAUAAAAUCCAAAUCCCACUUGAAGCAACUGAAGAGAAGAAGAAGGUUGGAUUCAGAUGCUGCCAACACUAUAGAAAAUCAGAGCAUUUCCCCAGACCAUGACAAAGAACCUAAAGAGAACGGAUCCCCAGGGCAGAAUGAGCAAGAGUUGAAAUGCAGCAUUUAAGAGACAUGUCCAGUGGCCUUUGGAAAGGUGGUGGGGAUCCACUUCUGAAGGGAGGGGUAUGUCUGUCUCCCAGUCUGGGCAGAGGAGUGCUAUGCAGAAUUUUGUGCAUAGCAGAAAAGCUCCCACCAUUCUCUUUCAUUCAGUGGUGUGUUCUAAAGUCUUAUGUUCUCUAUAAUAGAAACAGCAGGUCUUGUCAGCUCCUUGUAUGGCUGAUGUGUCUGGAAAUGAUGUCGUUCAAGAAAGCAUUUUUUUCUUUGAAUCUUAAAGGUUCUAUUAUUAAAAGAGGCACAGAUUCCACAUUUUUAUACAUGAGGAUCUUUUUUUGUGGUGAAUACCAGGACUGACUGCAUCCCUUUAAAGAAGUUUUAUAUCCCUGACUCUGGCUAAAAUUAUCUGAUUUCCAGAUGCUUUUGUAGAUGACUGAAGUAUUUGUGAGCCACAUAUUGGGAGUUCUAGAUUUGAGUGAAUGGCAGGACAGGAUCAUCCCCACUGAGAUGAUUAAGUGAACCAAACUAGUUCUCGGAGUUCUACAGAGAAGGAGGGAAUCAGACUGAGGAAGCUGUGUCAUGGGACUUGAAGACCAAAGACUUUGAAAUUUGCAAGCUGCUCAUAUGUGAGUUAUUAUCACUGCUGUCUUUCUAUUGAGUUACAAAUCUAUAUUUUUAUAGAAGUUUAAAUAAAGAAAAAAUUUAGAAGAGCCUCUUUGAUCCUUAAAAA